GAAGAUUCCAAAAGUGAAAAACGUCGUAUUCAAAAAGAAUCUCAUAUCAUUUGCGAACCAUGAAGUCAACAUCUUGGCCUGUUAUCCGGAGUUCCAAACACGUUUAAUCAUGCUGGAUGGCGAAAUGCGACGUCUGAGCAUCAGCUGCUUCCAGAGGUGUGAUCUCGAUCGGUCGUUCAUCGAUUGGGCGUACAGGCUGCUGGAGCAGUCCGUCCAGCCGCGUUUUAAGACUUUCGGAUUCAGAUGGAGUAAAGUAGAAACCCGGAAAGAGCUAGGCAAAAAGCGGAGCCGCUAUCUGGUGGUAAUGGACCGGGGCUCGGUUCCGUUGGGCUUUGCCUUGUACAACUUCGAAGUAGAGAGCGGCCAGGCGAUGCUUAACUGCAGUUGGAUCGUGCUUAAGGAACGAAUCCGUGGACAAGGACUGGGUAGCCAUCUCAUCACGGCAUUGGAAACCAUCGCCAGGCACACUCAAAUGGAGGCGAUCAUGAUUGCGCUACCCCGGCAGGAUACGUUGAGCAUCAAUCUCUUCAUUGAUCUGAACUUCCAGCUCGACAAGAGAACAGCUCCCGGUGCCCUGUACGUGGUUCUUAGCAAACCGACCUUACCGGUCGAGCCGCCACAGGAUGCUGACGAAACAACGAAACCAGCAUAAAG
Messenger RNA from Anopheles aquasalis, 654 nucleotides. RefSeq names its product N-alpha-acetyltransferase 40-like. Lineage: Eukaryota; Metazoa; Arthropoda; Insecta; Diptera; Culicidae. Gene Ontology annotation, molecular function: protein N-terminal-serine acetyltransferase activity; histone H4 acetyltransferase activity; histone H2A acetyltransferase activity. Gene Ontology annotation, cellular component: nucleus. The record is from RefSeq and is a predicted model, not a curated record.